AUGGCUGCUCAAGCUGGAACCGCGAGCGUAUUAGGGAGCGUCUCCAGCGGCGAGUUCAUCUCCGUUGCCGGUCUCCGCGUGGACGGUCGUCGCAGUCACGAAGUGCGUCGCAUCCGCACGCGUUUCGGCCUCUUCUCGCGCGUCGAUGGCUCCUCCUACUAUGAACAAGGCAACACCAAAGUCGUGGCUGUGGUCUACGGCCCUCGAGAGCUCCGUACGGCGUCUACAAGCAGCAGCAGCAAUAGCAAUAGCGCAGCUGUAGUGGGUACAGGAGCUGGAGACGCAGUGAGCAGCUCGCAGCCGCGGGCGACGGUCCACUGCGAGUUCACGCAAGCGACUUUUGCCACGUCGGAGCGCAAACCCCAGCGCAGUAGCGACCGCCGGAAGCUCGAGAUGUCGCUGGCCGUCAAGCAGAUCUUUGAAGCCUGUAUCCAGACGCAGCUGUACGCGCGCUCGCAGAUUGACAUCUUUGUACAGGUUCUGCAUGCGGAUGGUGGGGAGCUGCCGGCUAGUAUCAAUGCCAUUACUUUGGCGCUCAUUGAUGCCGGGAUUGCACUGAAUGACUUUGUCGUGGCGUCGUCGGCUGGGUACUUGCAACAGACGAUGCUCUGCGACUUGAAUUACGCCGAGGAAGUGGCGCGCGCACCGCAGAUGGUGAUAGCACUGAACCCGCGGUCGCAGAAGCUGAAUCUACUGCAGAUGGAGUGCAAGCUGCCGCUCGAGCUCUUUGAGAGUCUCAUGGAAGUCGCCAUGGACGGGUGUAACCAGAUGUACGACUUGCUGCAGAAUGCCGUGCUGGAGAACACGAAGAAGCGCCUGCGACUGCGCAAUUCUGCAGUGGCUGCUUGA
Messenger RNA from Peronospora matthiolae, 849 nucleotides. The record is from the annotation of a GenBank genome assembly. Lineage: Eukaryota; Oomycota; Peronosporomycetes; Peronosporales; Peronosporaceae.